Molecule: messenger RNA, 1529 nt
Organism: Eruca vesicaria subsp. sativa (arugula)
Lineage: Eukaryota; Viridiplantae; Streptophyta; Magnoliopsida; Brassicales; Brassicaceae
Source: the annotation of a GenBank genome assembly
AUUCGAAUCGGUGUAGAAGAAAAAGAUCAAAGAGGAAUGGAGAUGGAAGAAGCGAGUCGUGAAAGUGGGCAUGUAGUGUGCGGAUCAUGGAUUCGUCGACCGAAGAAAGUAAACUGGGCCAUCAUCGCCAAAGCUGCAAAACGUCGUGGCUCAGCCUCUCCUGCUCUACUUCACAUCUUCUCUUUCGAUCCCAUCACUACUUCUCUCUCCUCCUCUCCCUUGGCAACACAUCCGCUUAAAGAGAGUGAUGGUGAUCCUGUGGCAAUCUCAGUGCAUCCUGGUGGAGACUAUUUUGUUUGCUCAACCUCCAAAGGUGGUUGCAAGUUGUUUGAGAUUGUCGAAGGAGCAACAACAGGAGGUAUUACGAUCUUAGCCAAAGAACUCCCUCCUCUAGAAAAUGCUGGACUACAAAAGUGUAUGGCCUUCAGCUUUGAUGGCUCUAAGUUAGCUGUUGGGGGAGUGGAUGGAUGUCUCAGAAUUAUGCAGUGGCCAAGCCUAAGUGUAAUUUUGGAUGAGCCUAAGGCACACAAAUCCAUCCGUGAUAUGGAUUUCAGUCUGGACUCAGAGUACUUAGCCACAACAUCAACAGAUGGAUCAGCUAGAAUAUGGAAAGCAGAAGAUGGUUUCCCUUUGUUUACUUUGGAACGUUGUGGGGAUGAAAAUAUUGAACUGUGCCGGUUCUCUAAAGAUGGAACAAAACCUUUUCUGUUCUGUGCUGCUCAGAGAGGUGAUAUUCCCGUGGUGAAUGUUUAUGACAUUAGUACAUGGAAGAAACUUGGGUUCAAGAAGCUGUCAAGGAAGAGUGCAUCUACAAUGGCAGUCAGCUUGGAUGGAAAAUAUAUUGCUUUGGGUGGCAAAGAUGGGGAUAUAUCUGUUGCUGAAGUGAAGACAAUGGAGAUAUACCACUACAGUAAGAGGCUGCAUCUUGGUCAAACCAUUGUUUCACUUGAGUUUUGCCCUAGUGAAAGGGUAAUGCUGACAACAUCGAGUGAAUGGGGUGAGAUGGUGACAAAACUCACUGUACCAAAGGAGUGGAAAGAAUGGCAGAUAUAUGCAUUGUUGUUUUGCUUGUUCAUGGCGUCAGUGAUACUUGCGUACGUGUUCUUCGAGAACUCGGAUUCGUUUUGGAAGUUACCAAUGGGGAAAGAUCAAAGAAGACCAAAAUUUAGUCUUUUUGGAGAUUCAUCCACACCUACUGAGGAUCAUAAUAGGUGGAACUUGGACCUAUAGAUAAACGAUUUUAUGUAAAUCCAGCUAACCUUUUCUGUUAGCUAGCUAGGGACGGUCCAAUGGGUGAUCUACGCUAAGUUAUUACUUUCUAAAUCUAAAGAAAAGUAUAUUCAAAAGGAAAAGUUGAUGCAUAAGCAAAAGUUUUUUAUUUGUUUUAUAAAAAAGAUGAACAGAAGAUUGGAAAUUAGUUUUUUUUUUUCUUUGAGUUUCUGUAGUUGUUGUGAUAUACUCACUCCUUUCAUAUUAAGUGUGUCAUUGUAUCAAAGACUUUAUUCCAAAAAUAAAUGUCAUUUUCGACG